AUGGAGGGAUGGAGGGCGGGCCCCUCCCGGGGUCUAGUGUCCUCCCGCCGGGGUUCAGUGGGCGAGGCCGAGCUGGCGCGGGGCUCUGGGCUCGCCCGGCCCCCGCUCUCCAAGGCCCCGCCCCAGGACGUGACCCCACCCCCUGCCCGGGCGGAAUACGCAGCUCGGCUCUGUGGACUGCGGUGGAGGUCCCGGAGCCUCUGUCCCCACGGCCACAUCCCCCAGCUCUGUGGUCCGUGGCGGUGUUUGCCCGGGAGCCCUCUCCCAUUUCUGCUGGAGGCUGACGUGGAUAAAGGCAGCACCUCACCUCCCACCAUGAAGCUCGAUAUCCAGUGCGAGCAGCUGAGUGACGCCCGGUGGACGGAGCUCCUGCCUCUCAUCCAGCAGUCCGAGGUGGUCAGGCUGGAUGACUGUGGCCUCACGGAGGUGCGGUGCAAGGACAUCGGUUCCGCGCUCCAGGCCAACCCCUCCCUGACGGAGCUCAGCCUCCGCAACAAUGAGCUGGGCGACGGCGGCGUGCACCUGGUGCUCCAGGGCCUGCAGAGCCCCACCUGCAAGAUCCAGAAGCUCAGCCUCCAGAACUGCUGCCUGACGGAGGCCGGCUGCAGGGUCCUGCCCGGCGUGCUGCGCUCCCUGCCCACCCUGCAGGAGCUGCACCUCAGCGACAACCCACUGGGUGACGCCGGCCUGCAGCUGCUCUGUGAGGGGCUCCUGGACCCACAGUGCCACCUGGAGAAGCUGCAGCUAGAGUACUGCAACCUGACGGCCGCGGCCUGCGAGUCCCUGGCCGCGGUGCUCAGGGCCACACAGGACCUGAAGGAGCUCGUGGUGAGCAACAACGACAUGGGCGAGGCUGGCAUCCGGGCACUGUGCCGGGGCCUGGCGGACUCUGCCUGCCAGCUGGAGACACUCAAGCUGGAGAACUGCGGCCUCACGCCGGCCAGCUGUAAGGACCUGUGUGGGAUCGUGGCCUCCCAGGCCUCGCUGAACGAGCUGGACCUGGGCAGCAACGCGCUGGGCGACGCAGGCAUCGCGGAGCUGUGCCCCGGGCUGCUGAGCCCCGGCUCCCAGCUCAAGACCCUGUGGCUCUGGGAGUGUGACAUCACCGCCAGUGGCUGCAGAGACCUCUGCCGCAUUCUCCAGGCCAAGGAGACUCUGAAGGAGCUGAGUCUGGUGGGCAACAGUCUGGGUGAUGAGAGCGCCCAGCUGCUGUGUGAGAGCCUGCUGCAGCCGGCCUGCCAGCUGGAGUCCCUGUGGGUGAAGUCCUGCAGCCUUACGGCCGCCUGCUGCCACCACUUCGGCUCGAUGCUGACCCAGAACAAGCGUCUCCGGGAGCUGCAGCUGAGCAGCAACCAACUGGGCGACUCGGGCGUCCAGACACUGUGCCAGGCUCUGGGCCAGCCCGGUGCCACGCUGAGGGUGCUCUGGCUGGGGGACUGUGAUGUGACGGAUGGUGCCUGUGGAGGCCUGGCCUCACUCCUGCUGACAAAUCGCAGCCUGCGCGAGCUGGACCUGAGCAACAACGGCCUGGGUGACCCCGGAGUCUUGCAGCUGCUGGGCAGCCUGGAGCAGUCUGGCUGUGCCCUGGAGCAGCUGGUUCUGUACGACAUCUACUGGACAGAGGCGGUGGAGGCGCGCCUGCAGGCCCUGGAGGGGAGCAAGCCUGGCCUGCGGAUCAUCUCCUGACACCUCUCCCCGGACGGCCCUCCUCCCCCAAGGAGUCCUGGCUUUAACUGGGGAAGAGCUUAAAUCAGCUUAUUUCUGGGAGAGCAUUUUAGGCACUUUAUUAAAACACUUUUCUGGCA
Molecule: messenger RNA, 1805 nt
Organism: Kogia breviceps (pygmy sperm whale)
Lineage: Eukaryota; Metazoa; Chordata; Mammalia; Artiodactyla; Physeteridae
Source: RefSeq, a predicted model, not a curated record